GAUUGUUUCGUUCAUAGAUAACAACUUGAAAAUCUCAAGUUGACCCAUCCUCGUUCGAUUAAGCAAAGUGUUGUGGUGAUAAGAAUGACCUUGGGAUUCACAGACUAUUGUUAUUAAUAUUGACAAUUUAACAUAACCUUAAAUAGGCGUGAGUGUAUUGUUUUUUUCAGUGGGGCUAUCGUGGAUUACUGAAAUGCACUCGGUUCAAACUGAUAUAAUUAAACAAGGUUUUAUGGUUAAAAGAUCACAGAAUAAAAAACCCUAUACUUCAGUGAACUACAAGAAACGGUGGUUGUCUUUAACUAGUCGAUAUCUUAUCUAUUCCGAUAAUACUCCGGAAAAUAAAAGUGAAAUAAAAGGACGCAUCGACUUGCAAAACGUGCACACAAUAGAAGUUGCGAACAAAUUUAUCGGCGUCAAGGAUGCUAAAGGCGAACCCUUUUUGAUUGGCUAUCACGGAGAUGAGGACUAUACUUUGUUUUUAAUCGCCACCGAUCCGAAAGAAAGAAGCGACUGGAUAAUCGCGUUAAGAACAGUAUGUGCUGACAAUAAGAACGUUAAACCAUUUUAUCAUCCUGUGCCGUUGUCAGGAAAACGGUGGCCCUGUUGCGACGCAAAUCGUAACGCAGACGGUUGCAAAGAGUGCGAGGUGUGGUCCCUGAGGCCCACCAACAAGGAAAUUUCCACACGCAAUAAGGAGAACGACCUUCCAAACGGUAGUAGUCAAACUCAGCAGCAGCAACAAGUAUCCCCCAUAAUGCCUGGUGGUGCUGCACCCGGAACCCCUUCAUCCACCAAACCAAAAACGAAAGUAGUUGUGGCCCUCUUUAAGUACAAAGCCUCCGAGAGUGGCGACCUGUCGCUCGACAAGAACCAGGAGUACGAAGUUAUCGAUGAUUCACAGGAACACUGGUGGAAAGUUAAGGAUUCUAAAGGGAACACUGGUUAUAUUCCGAGCAAUUACGUAAAAGAAAAAGAGUUAUUAGGAUUACAGCAGUAUGAAUGGUAUGUUAAUGAUAUGUCGAGGCAAAGAUCAGAAUCUCUGCUCAAGCAAGAAGAUAAGGAAGGGUGCUUUGUUGUCAGAAAUUCUUCCACAAAGGGAUUAUACACUCUUUCAUUGUACACAAAAGUUCAACAGCCACAUGUGAAACACUAUCACAUCAAACAAAAUUCAAGAGGAGAAUUUUUCCUCUCUGAAAAACAUUGUUGUAUCUCCAUUCCAGACCUAAUAAAUUACCAUAAGCACAAUAGUGGAGGACUGGCCUCCAGACUGAAAACAACACCCUGUGAUAGAGCUGCUCCUGCAACAGCUGGCCUUAGCCACGAUAAAUGGGAGAUAGAUCACAAUGAGCUCAUGUUAAAUGAAGAAUUGGGGUCUGGCCAGUUUGGUGUUGUAAGAAAAGGGAAAUGGAGAGGGUCCAUUGAAGUAGCUGUGAAAAUGAUGAAGGAGGGAACUAUGUCUGAGGAUGAUUUUAUAGAGGAAGCCAAAGUUAUGACAAAAUUGCAACAUACAAAUCUAGUUCAGUUGUAUGGAGUGUGUAGUAAAAAAAGACCAAUUUUUAUUGUAACUGAAUACAUGAAAUAUGGGUCUCUUCUUAACCAUUUGAGGAGAUAUGAAACAACAUUAUGCAAUAAUAGAGGACUAUUGCUUGAUAUGUGCAUACAAGUUUGUAAAGGAAUGGCUUAUCUGGAAAGGCACAACUACAUUCAUCGAGAUCUGGCCGCAAGGAACUGUUUGGUUGGCACGGAAAACAUAGUCAAAGUUGCCGAUUUUGGAUUGGCGCGCUACGUUUUGGACGAUCAGUACACAUCGUCUGGGGGAUCUAAAUUCCCCAUAAAGUGGGCUCCCCCCGAAGUGCUUAACUAUACCAGGUUCUCCUCAAAAUCCGACAUUUGGGCGUAUGGUGUUUUGAUGUGGGAAGUGUUCUCUUGUGGCAAAAUGCCCUAUGGAAGGCUUAAGAACACCGAAGUCGUUGAAAGGGUUCAAAAGGGUUUGAUUUUGGAACAACCAAAGGCUUGUUAUAAAGAGGUUUAUGAUGUGAUGCGCAAAUGUUGGAGCCACUUGCCCGAAAACCGGCCUUCAUUUAGGGUGCUAAAGGACCAAUUGCUGACCAUAUCGCAGCGCAUCCUGGUCGACUGACUGGCCCAGCUGGUCUGCGAAACGGUGUCGCGCAGUUCAUCGUCGUCAACGUCGACCUGCGACCUGUGCAGCAACUACGACCAGGCGUGGAUGGGUAUUUGUCGCACGCUAUGUCGCGAAGCCAGGAAGACCAAACGAACUAGCGACUGUUAUGAGAAGUAAGCAGUCAACUUAUUACUUGUAGGGUAAACAAUGUUUACAAUAUUCUAAAUCGUAAUGUUUAAAUGAAUGUUAAAGGGCUCUUCACAGGCUUUCAAUAUAAUUAGGUUUUUUAACAAUUUUCAUGGAAUGAAGUUAUACGUGAUAGUUUUUAUAUCUAUUAGAAACUAUUUAAAAAUAAAUUGUACAGGGUGUUCUACAGUCACCUGAAAAUAUUU
Molecule: messenger RNA, 2517 nt
Organism: Brassicogethes aeneus
Lineage: Eukaryota; Metazoa; Arthropoda; Insecta; Coleoptera; Nitidulidae
Source: the annotation of a GenBank genome assembly